Molecule: messenger RNA, 962 nt
Organism: Cyclopterus lumpus (lumpfish)
Lineage: Eukaryota; Metazoa; Chordata; Actinopteri; Perciformes; Cyclopteridae
Gene: gpsm1a
Product: G protein signaling modulator 1a
Exons: 3
Coding region: 113-658 (181 amino acids)
Molecular function (GO): GTPase regulator activity; protein binding
Source: RefSeq, a predicted model, not a curated record
CAGACCAGGACUCUACAGUCCCAGCAACACCAGUGCGGUUCCUGUGCUUCCUUCGGCACACAGCACCAGAACCUCAGCCUCCACCUCCCCUCUCAGGACCCUUAGAGGUCUAAUGACAGCUGUGCCAAGUCCUGGUCCUGAAGGUAUCCACAGCUCCUCCAGGCCCCGAGGUCAGAGCCUAGGCUCUACUCUGAGCUCCAGGACAAGAGCCAUGACUUCCAGAAGAAAGCGUAGGAGCAGCCAGCCGGAGGAGCCAGAGGCCUUGUUGGACCUGAUACUGGAGUGUCAGGGUCAGAGACUGGAGGACCAGAGAGCAAGCCUUAGCCUUUUGCCUGACCAAGGACCAGCUGUUUCCUGUGGAGCCUGCAGCCCCGAGCAGCCCACCUUGCCCAGUCUGGACUUUUACUACAUGCUCAUACACUACCAGUCUGACAGGAUGGACGACCAGAGGUGCUCUCUUCCUGAUCUGGAUGAUGUGGUUGUUUCAGUUCCUGAAGGUCAGCAGGAUUUCUUCAGUUUGAUUCAGAGAGUUCAGUCCAGGAGAAUGGACGAGCAGAGAGCCUCGCUGCUGUCGACACACACUGAGGACGACCGUGCCGCACACAUCCACACACACACAGCUGGCCGCACCCCCCAUUCUCAUCAUCAUCAGAGAUAAGAAGCAGUCUGAAAGAGUUCACCAAAGCCCCACUGAGCUUCUGGUGCUCUUAAAGACUACAAGUACUGUUCCUAAUCGUCAGGCUGUGGCUGAGCAGGGAUCUUGUCUUCAGGACAUUCUGAACGUUUUUGUGAAUAAGUCUGGCUGCGGGAUUCAGAAUGAAAUCAGAAUCCUGACUGUGAUGAUGUGGAAACCAUGCUGACUCCAAACUGAUUGCAGUCAAUGCAUCCUGAAGGGCUGACCUGAGACCAGCGCUUUGGGCUCCUAUGUGUCUCUCAGUAGUUACUGGUUGCAUUUAGAGUUU